Messenger RNA from Cinara cedri, 1256 nucleotides. The record is from the annotation of a GenBank genome assembly. NCBI's taxonomy places the organism in Eukaryota, Metazoa, Arthropoda, Insecta, Hemiptera, Aphididae.
AUGAUUUGGGGAGCUUAUGAUGGCGAGUAUAAAAAAUCUAUUGCGGGACACAAAUUAGGUAUUAAUGAUGUCAGUUGGUCUUCAGACAGUUGCUUUUUAGUGACUGCGUCAGAUGAUAAAACUUUAAAAAUUUGGAAAUUCAGUUCAGUAAGUAUUUAUUUUUAUUAUGAAAUUUAAUCUAAUAAUAUAAUUGUUAUAUUCUAUUUUAUUGUUAAUAAAUUAUAUUUGUAUAAUGUAAUUAAUAAAUUAAUAUGUAUAUUAUUAUUUAUGAAUAGCAUUACUGUUACUAAUAAAUAUUUAUUUAUUAUUAAAUUACUAUUGUAAGUUUAAUAUAUUGGUGUAUAUAUAUUUUAGUCAAAAUGUGUCAAGACACUUAAAGGUCACACCGAUUAUGUAUUUUGUUGUAAUUUUGACCCUGAAUCAAAUCUUAUAGUUUCUGGAUCAGUAAGUUUACACAAAGUUAUACAAAUUUUGUUUAUAUCAAGUAACAACGUGCAAUGGUAUUACUUAUUAGUUUGAUGAAAGUGUACGAAUUUGGGAAGUUAAAAGUGGAAAAUGUCUUUUAGCAUUACCUGCACAUUCAGAUCCAGUUAGUGCUGUUCAUUUUAAUAUUGAUGGCUCACUUGUUGUUUCUAGUAGUUAUGAUGGUUUAUGGUAAUAAUUCUUUAAAUUUUAUGUAACCUUAUAAAAAUUAAAAAUUGUCUGUUUUAUUUAGUCGUAUUUGGGAUACUUCUAGUGGUCAAUGUUUAAAAACAAUUAUUGAUGAUGAUAAUCCUCCUGUUUCGUUUGUAAAAUUCUCACCAAAUGGCAAGUUUAUAUUGACAGGUACUUUCAAUAACACUCUAAAAAUAUGGGACUAUACAAACGAGAAAUGCUUAAAAACUUAUGUAGGCCAUAAAAAUGAAAAAUACUGCAUAUUUGCAAGUUUUUCAGUGACAGGAGGAAAGGUAUAUGAUACAAGUUAAAUUAUUAUACUAAAAUUAUAAUUUACACUCAGUUUGUUUAUUUUAUUUUAGUGGGUAGUCUCUGGAUCUGAAGACAAUAUGGUAUAUAUUUGGGAUUUACAAUCUAGAGAAAUCGUGCAGAAACUACAAGGACAUACUGGUAAAUUUAAUUAGUAAUAAAUUCUAUGCAACUUUUGCAUGACUGUUAAAUUUAUUUUCCAGAUAUAGUUUUGUGUACAUCAUGUCAUCCAACAGCAAAUAUAAUUGCAUCAGCGGCAUUAGAAAAGGAUAAAAUAAUAAAACUAUGGAAAA